Symbiodinium sp. CCMP2592 is the source of this 2253-nucleotide messenger RNA. The record is from the annotation of a GenBank genome assembly. Lineage: Eukaryota; Dinophyceae; Suessiales; Symbiodiniaceae.
AUGCCAAGAUCGAUUGCUCAGUCAUCAUCGACGCACAGCAGCAAUGUGGCCUCUUCGUCAGCUGGGGUUGCCAGCAGUUCUAGUGAUGGUGCUGGUGGUGACAACCGAGAUGAAGCUGCAGCAGCGGCGGCUCGGGAAGCUGAGCGUAAAGCUGCCACCGAGAGGCGCCAUCUUCUGGACCAGGUUGCACGCCGAGCACUCUUUGAGCUCUGUAUGUUAUUCUGGGAAGCCCACGUCAAGUUUCGGGUUUCAGACGGAAGAGCAGUCAGAGCGAGAGUGGAUGCACAGCGACGCAACUGGCAGCAUCUUGAACCCGGAGAUGUAUAUGCCAUCCUGGCGCCACAGAUGGAACAGCAGGAGUUCGAAAGGCUACAUGAGGAGUAUGGAUUUUUGGGAGGACUCUUUGACCAAGGAGUGCGAGAAAACGAUGAAAGUUGGAUAUGCUCCACCGGAGCCUCUGCCGAUCCUCCGAAGCAUUUAUACUUCCAGCACCUCAGCCGACUGGCCCAGCCAAACUUGCAGAGGGGCAUUGUGGGACACCGAGCCCGUACGCUCAUGGCCCGGCUCUUGGAGCUACUGGAGAACAAACUGUAUGUCCCUGCCAUGUAUGCCCUAUUCCCUCUGCUCGGAAUGGAUGGACAACGUGCCUUUCAGCAGUGGUUUGUUCGGUACUCACUGGGAAUACCUCCCGAUGACGCCGACCUGCCAGAUGAGGUUCAGCCAGCCGCAGCGCGAUCAACCAGUGGAGCAGCCGGCUCCAGCACGGAAGUGACAGCUGCCCUCAAAGGCCUUCCGUCGGGCAAAGCGGUGCCCGCUUCACUCCCACCUGCGGUGCUGUGGAAAGAGGCGGCCGACUUGAUGGCGCCUGACAUUGCAGUGCAAAUUAACAGCUGGCUGGCUGAUAUGCUUGCCAAAGCAAUCGCUGUUAUUCUCAAGCAGAGAUUGCAGCCAGCAGCGGACGCACUCUUGUCGGAGUUGCCUCAAUUCGCCUACCUGCAGAACAGAUCGGCUCAGGAUGCGCUGGAACUGUCAGCGUUUGCCGACGACUGGCUCUUUCAAUGGGUCAUCAAUAAGCCAGAGGAUGUAGUUAGAGCGGUGCGAUUGGAACAUGUGUCUCGCAAGCAUGGCAAAGGCCGGGUCAUCAAGAUUGAGCUGCCGAGCUGGCUAGCAGAGCGUAGAGCCACAGUCUUCAGCCCGUGUCAGUGGAAACUAAUGGCCGGCAUGGAGGCGGAACUGCAGGACGAGCCCGGGACGGAGCUGUUGUCUGCCCAGAAGCAGAUGGCGAUGAUCCAGAGCAUGGCCAAGGCCAACCCCACCGGCAACCUGGGAGCGGGAGCGCAGCAAGUUCAGCAGGAGGAGGAGCGCCAGAACACCUCGGAGCCUUCAGCCCCCUCAGCGCCGACGCCGUCGCAAAUGGACACCAGCAACCGGGACCACAAGCGCGGCUACCACACCGAGCAGCAGAAGGAGACGGCAACGGUCACGGAAAGGGCCCCAACAAGCCACAAGAACGACUACUGGAGCAAGCAGUCAUGGGACAAGGGCCAGGACAAGGAAACGGCCCAACUGGCCAAGCUCUGCACCUCGAUGGCUCGCCUCGUUCUUCGUCACGAGGACCAACAGUCGAUCGACCGCUCGGAGAAGGGAUUUAUUCUUUUCUGCCAAGCGAAGGGACUCCUCUCCAUUGUCCCGGAUUUGAAGAGGACGGCAGAAGCCUGGACGCAGCAGAAGGAGCAGACACCGGAGCAACUCACGCUCCCCAUGCGGUCAGCUCUCCUGCACCAGCUCGUGGAGGUCUGGUACACCAGGAUGGAGGCGGUUCCCCAGACGGAGGAAUCGCGCCAGAAUGCCCGGGAAAUGCUUAUCCUGGACAGCUCCGGCAACGUACCCUAUCUCCAGUACAACCGGGAGGAGCAGAAGCUCGAGAUCAAGAAGGACCGCGACCCAAUGACACUGGAGCGCACCCUCGAAAUGCUCCUGGAGCUCAAGGACCUGGUGUUGCUGCCGCUGACCACGCUGCGGUUCCACGCGGCCCGACGCAGGGCCUUGCAGAAUCCCGGGGAGAUCGUUCCCAUGAUGCUGGAGGUGGGCCUCCGGACUUCGGAGGCGGAUCGGGCAUGGAACAUCCUGGCUCGACUGAGCCACAGUGGAGCCUGCAGAGCAGUGGCACUGAGCAUGCGCCAAGAACGCCUGGGCCGCUCCAUGCUCGCCCAGAACCUGCAGAAGAUUCUCGAGGAACUGUCAGGAGCCUAG